AUUUUGAGGAAGCGUCCGGUUGAGACUUGUUGUGUGUUGCAACGUUACAGACCGACAGACCGACAGACAGACCGACAGACAGACAGACAGACAGACAGACAGAUAAUGGACAGCAACCUGUUCGGGGACUCGCACUCAGUGAAAUGAGGCCUUCAGGAUGCUUCUGAUCGUCUUCUGCGUCCAUCUCAUCGUCCCAGUGCUGUCUGAGACGCCGCCACUGCCGCCGCCACAGAACGUCAGCACCAAUAAUGGGCUCCUGACAUGGACUCCUGCCGGCGAGGAGAGGGACGUCACCUACACCGUUCAGUACAAAUGCAUCGGAGAUAACUCGUGGUCAAAUGUACCAGCCUGCGUCCGGAUACCUUCCACCACCUGCAAUGUCACGUUCACCAAAGCUAAGGGCGAUCACGGCUGCGUCCGGCUGCGUGUGCGAGCCGAGAGUCGAGGCCUGAAAUCCAGUCUGGAGGAAGCCUGCAGCCAACCCGUGGACUCGUGCAGUCCUGAUGUGAAAAUGACGGCGCAGCCCGGCUCCCUGACCGUGCACCUGGGCAGGAACCACGACCUGGCUAAAGAAUACGCGGACCACGCCAAACACAGGGUUUUCUACGGCAAGGAAGGGGAGCCACUGACGGCCUAUAAAGACAGCCUCUCUUCGGUGACCAUCUACGGGCUGCAGGAGGGACAGCGUUACUGUGUGAAGCUGCAGUACAAGGUCAUAGACAGCCUCGUCGGACUGCCCAGCUGUCCCAAGUGUGAGCUCAUCCCGGAGUCAAAAAAGUCAAACCAGGCACAUAUCAUUGUACCGGUGGUGAUUGUCCUCGUCCUGGUCAUUCUGACGCCGGCGGUAGCGUACGUCCUCAUCUACCACUGCAAGGAUUUCAAAAAGCUGCUGCGGCCGGCUGAGAACAUACCCCUUUUCCUCACGGACUCGUGGUUUUAUACGCAUCACCUCGUCCCCAUCAGUAGCCCCAGCGAAGAGAACUGGGACGUCAUUUCCCGCAUUACCACGGAGUAGUUCCUCCUCCUCUUCCUCUUGCACUACGCCUCCUCUGUGUGGGGAUCAGACUCCUUGAGGAUCGACUGCAACCUGCAUGCUCUGCUUCUCCCCCCCCAAGCCCAGACUCUCUGCCACUGCCAUGGACUUAAACUCAAGGAGGAAAAGUGAUUUUUAAAGUGCAACUGCUGGGAGGAGAAAGUCUAAUCGGAUCUACAUUUAUCUUUAACUCCAGGAGGGGGAAAAAAAUCAAACGGAAUAAUGACAAGGCCGAAGCGUCGGCCAGACCACUCGAGUUAAUAAGCUCCGCUCUGCGUUCUUAACCCCCCAACAGUCAUCGCAAAUGUAUAAUCUAUCCACUGAGGUCCUCAAAGGUUUUCACAGAGAUGUAUUUGCCAAAUUGAGCUCGAAAUUUGUAAUAAGUGCACUUGUCGCCCUACGGAGAAUCAGGAACUCAUACUUGACACUAGUUUUAUGGAAGAAAGCUUCUUCCAUUUGAGCCAAGACUUACUGCUGACUCCUAAUAAAACAAAUUACACUAUGUCGCCCUUUUUAUAGCUUUGUAUAGAGCGCGCCACUUCCCAUUUCUAUGCACUUUCUAAUAACGUCCCCAUUUGUGCUCUUAUAGGCAUUAAUGUACACCUGCAGCAUUAAUUAGAUCAUGAAAAACAACCCACAAUCACGCAACCACGAACCAGUAGAAGACCGAAGGAGGUUUGAUAACCUCCAAAUCCUCGAGAUUGUUGUAAUCUGGGAGCCAGAACCGGAUCUCGAGGGCUAGUUUGGUGUCAUAUAUUAAUUUUUAAAAUAACGUGUUAAAAAAUGAAUGUAAUGACCUGAUUUAGUCACAUUUUACACUUAAUGAUGGGCUUAGGUUAAUUAAAAAAAGAAAAUUAUACUUUGUUUUUACAUGUUUCUAUCCAGUGUUUUAGUAAUGUGCCAUAAUUGUAUUUUUGAGUUGUAUUAAUUUGGGGCCUUUUCAAUGCAAAUAUAGAUAUAUCUAUCAGCCGUGAUUAUUUCUCUAGAUCUGCCCCCGUCUGAGAGGAAAUGUUGUCAACUGCCGUUUUCCGUCGUAGCACGUUUUACGAUACUAAUUUAAUGAUGAUAAUCUCUAUAUGUGAACAGCGGCCUGUUAGACGCUAACAGAAAUAUCGGUAGUGAUCCUGAAUGUGUCAGAACAACCAGCAAGGAAUCAACACUGUAACAUCACACAGUCUGGUUGUUAACUUCCAACUCCACUGAAACUAAUCCUGGUGGACUGAUCGAUACGAUGGAUGAUGGAUAACGUUUACAGUUACUGAUUAAUCGAGUCUUCAUCCCCAGAGUCAGAGUCCUGGUCAGAGCCGCUGGACAUCAGCCGGCCUCCGUCAAAGGCUCCCAGUCCAGGUACAGACAGCUAACGGGACUGCUAACUAGUUAGCAGCUAGUACGGUUAGCGUUUGCUACAAUGCACGAGUGACACAAACCUGAACGGAGUUUGACGUUGUUUUUGUGACUUGUUUCGACUAUUAGGGGGCAGCUCUUAGUUAUGUCUUCAUAGUAGCUUUUAAAGCACACUGAACCCUCUUCUGGCUCCAGUUGGACGGACGUUUAGCAGCUCUGUUUUCCGCUAAACGUCCAACCAGUCGGGACUUUCUACUUGCCAUUUGUCUGCCUUACUGUGAUUCUAACUCAGUGAUUCUCAAACUACAGGAGGAACAUAAGGAGUGGGACAACGCUUAAUGAAUGUAUGUGGGUAAAAUCAAGAGUUUGCUGAUGAUGGUGUGUUUUAAAGCACUAAAACUCAACUUUUUAAUUAGCUUUGGUUCCUCUAUCAUUGUUAGUGAUUGGUAUAAAAUUGCAACGGGGUGGGACAUGAACGUUUUCGGCUUCUGGAGCUUCCAGAAAAAGUUUGGGAACCACUGACCUGCAUAAAAACAAGUGUUUCUGUCUUUAACUUUAUUUAGUGCUGUGGAUCUACAAUCAUGUGUGUCAGUGAGUUGAAUGGAGCAGUCCAGAAAUAGUUUUUCCAGGUCUGAAACUAACACACAAUAAAUAUGAAUUCACUUUCA
Messenger RNA from Dicentrarchus labrax (European seabass), 3045 nucleotides. RefSeq names its product interferon gamma receptor 2 (gene ifngr2). Gene Ontology annotation, molecular function: protein binding. The transcript is spliced from 7 exons. NCBI's taxonomy places the organism in Eukaryota, Metazoa, Chordata, Actinopteri, Moronidae. The coding region runs from base 158 to 1015 and encodes 285 amino acids. The record is from RefSeq and is a predicted model, not a curated record.